This is a messenger RNA of Cutaneotrichosporon oleaginosum, 2815 nucleotides long. RefSeq lists its product as uncharacterized. NCBI's taxonomy places the organism in Eukaryota, Fungi, Basidiomycota, Tremellomycetes, Trichosporonales, Trichosporonaceae. Gene Ontology annotation, biological process: regulation of DNA-templated transcription; DNA-templated transcription. Gene Ontology annotation, molecular function: DNA-binding transcription factor activity, RNA polymerase II-specific; DNA binding; zinc ion binding. The record is from RefSeq and is a predicted model, not a curated record.
GUCCGCCUGACCUCUCGACCAUGCGGCCGUGAGCCAACGAGCACAUGCUCUUCACGUCGUCGCGCCUCACCACCUCAUUUCUCACCAUCGACGUCGACCUUGACACAGAUACUACACCUCACACUCUGGCACAAUUUCAUCAACAGCUUUGCUUGACCUCAUUCGCGCAUCGCAUAAGCAAGCGAUCAAGAAAUCUAGUUGCCGGACCGCACGGCCCGGCCGGCAUGUCGAACCAGCACGAGGCGCAUGCGGGCCCAUCAUCUGAGGCGCAUGAUGGCGCAUCUGCGCAGCGGGCGGACGAGAACGCUCCCCGCGUCCAGCUUGCGUGCUUCUACUGCCGCGCGAAACGUAUCCGGUGUAGCGGCACCAAGCCGGUGUGUACGGCGUGCGCGAAGGCGAGCGCGACGUGCGAAUGGCCAGCAGGGCGACGGCGCAAGCGCACACGGCGUGAGAUGGAGGAAGCGCGGCGCGUCGAAGCCGCCGCGGCCGUGCCCGUCCCCGCGGCCCCAGGCAUGACGCACUAUGGAAUCAGCCCUGGCGAUGCGAACGGCCGGCAGGCACACCAGCCAACAUCCGUGCCCUCCUCUGGUAGCGGGAGUGGGCAACCUCAGAUGGAGUAUCUCGAGUCCUGGGCGGGCAAUAGCAACUUCGUGUGGCCUUCCAACUUCCUUCCAGAGGGUUUCUCGUUUGACACAUUCGAGCAGUCGAUCCCGGGGUUGCCAGCGGCGCAGAUAUCUGACCUCUCCUCCCUGGGCCCGCUCGAGGGUUUUCUCAACGACAAUAGUCCGGGCACGGACACGCGCUUGUUCCAGGCCCUCGACGGUACAGCCUACAUCUCCGGCGACUUGGAGGAUGACGAAGUCGAGCUCUUCUACUACCGCUUUAGCGGGACGACGGCGCUCAAUCCGGGCAUCAACCGCAUCAGUCUCAAACUGCACCGGCGCGACGGGGACGCAUUGCGCCCGCCCGAGCCCGAAGCGGCCGCCAUAUCGGCGAAGGGAAGUAUGCGUCCCCCGCCGGCGCCGGCAGACCUGUUCGAUGCCAGCGGCAUGCCGCACAAGCACGUGUGGGAUCCGAUCUUCGAAAAGUUUCUCAAGCACAUGAGCCAGCAUUUCCCCUCGCUGUCGCGGCGGCGGAUGGAGGAGCGGUAUGCGAGCGGGACGAUGAGCGCGUUUCUCGCCAACUGUGUGCUGGCGCUCGGCGCCCGCUUCGGCGGCGAGGGAGAAGCCGACGGCGUCGCCGCUUGCGCACCCUUCGUAGCCAAGGCGCAGGAGCUCGUCAUUCCCCUCCUUCACCUGCCAGCGUAUGACGUCGCGACCGGCCUGCUCAUGCUCGCAUGGGCGAGCUACGGGCAGAACUCGGACUCGGGGCUGUGGCAGUACUCGGGCAUGGCUAUACGCAUGGCCAUUGACUUGGGCGUGCACGAAAACUCGGAGAUGUACGAAGACCAGGCGCAUCUUGUACGCACACGACUGCUGUUCUGGACGCUGUUUGUCACCGACCGAGUAGUAGCGUUUGCCACUGGCCGGCCCGCCAGCAUCCCCGAGGAUAUCAUCGAGAUCCCACUGCCCGAAGACGCAGACUUCUUCCCGGAUCCAGCGCGGAACACGGCCCGGUUCGCCUCCGAGCCCGUCCAGCCUGUCCCCUUCGUCUACCUCACGCGAUUAAUGAUCAUCUGCGGUCGCAUCAGCAACGUGCUGAACGGGCGACGAGGGCGUGCGCGCACCCUCGUGGCGACGGACGAGCCGCUAGCCCAGCAGCUCGCGGAACUGCAGGCCCACCUUGUGAAAUUCUACGCAUCCCUACCGACCCAAAUGCGCUGGUCGGCCGAGAACUUCAAGUACCAGCACGCGCGAUGCCACGGGGGCACGUUCCUUGCGCUGCACCUGUGGGCCAACGCCGUUCUCGCUCUUGUGUACCACCCCGACCUGCUCAAGUCACCGAGUGGCGAGGAGACGCCGCUGAACCGCAGCAUGCCGCGCAACGUCAAGCUCGCUAUCGCGAGCUCGCGCCAGAUCGGCGAGUGCAUGGUCUUCGCCGACCUCGUCAGCCACAGCAGCUAUACCGCCACCCCCAUCGUCGUGCAGCCAAUCUACGUGGCGGCCAUGGCGCUUAUCCACGAAAUGCACGCGGCGCAGGCACAGGCGCGCACGCGCACGCCGACCCCCACGGAGCCUGAGGCGGGCGAGCGCAGCGGAAGCGUCGGCGGCGCGUCGCAUGCCAGCGACCUCUUCCUCGUCAGCAUGGCCAAGCAGAACUUCAUGGCGCUCCUGCGCGCCAUCUCUCGCAUCGAGAGCUAUUGGGCUGGGGCGGGCUACGUUGCUGCCCUCCUUGAGAAACGUUCGGGAAUUGCCGCGCCCGCACGCUCCAAGAAGACAUUCAUCAGCUUGCCGGACCAAGGGUUGCUGCGGCGCUUUAAGACGGACGUGCGCGGCGACCCGCGCAACGUCGCGCCGGCGACUGAGACGAGUCUGCGCGAGAGCAUCGCGCGCUCUCAGAGCGCACAGAGUUCCGGCCCGUCGCCUGUGUGGGUCAGCGACCUGCUCAGUGGAUACAGUGUCGAGAACAUGAGCUUCGCGCCCGCUGACCAGUUUGACUUUGCCCGCCUGAUGGCCGCGGCCGGCGGACAGCAGGAGGAGUUGGGGCGGACUUGACUCUCAAGAGAGGUUUGAGGACUCGAGAGGGAUAUGGGGACUUGAGUGAGACCGUGAAGUCGCGGGGUUUGGAGGAGUCGAGGGUAAUUGGAGGAGCUGAGGCGUAAUCGAUGAUCGACGCACUACUGUUGUGCUGAAGAGUAUGUCAAUUUUGGACCCAG